Rhinocladiella mackenziei CBS 650.93 is the source of this 1890-nucleotide messenger RNA. RefSeq lists its product as uncharacterized. Bases 1 to 1890 code for a protein of 629 amino acids. The record is from RefSeq and is a predicted model, not a curated record. The transcript has a single exon. Lineage: Eukaryota; Fungi; Ascomycota; Eurotiomycetes; Chaetothyriales; Herpotrichiellaceae.
AUGGAAAGACCUUCGAAACGAAUGAAAACAGCCAAACCCGGAAUACGAAAUCCUCGUGACACGGGGUCCAGAAUGACCGAAGGACUCUUCACUUCAGAACUCGGUAUACGAGGCGACCCAGACAAUGACAUUCAGCCAACUCGGACCAUCAGUCUGUCCGACUUUCAGAGACGAAACAUUUUCGGCGAAUAUCAGCGGGUCCGACGACCGGUGUUGCCCCGACGAAAUGCUGGAAUAUACCUUCUUCCCCGAGAUCCAGAUGCGACCAUCACGGCCAGUGUCAUCGAGAUCAAUGUGAACGACGGGACGUCCACGUCGAAGGUCACGGAGGUACCUGCUGCGACCUCUGGAACCGUCGUUUCUUUGUCCGAUAUGGGAUCGUUGACCGUACCAGGAAUCACGGACACCACUAGCGGAGCGGAUGGAAGCACGACCAGUUCGUCUCCAGAGAUAAUGACUCCUCCACCGACCCCGUCGCCAUCCGUUGAUUCGACAAUUACUCCUACCGCAGAUCCAAGUCCAGCUGGCUCCAUCCUCUCGGAGGCCUUCAACAGCACCGCGACCCUGCCGGACAUGACACUCACCGAGGGGCAUACGGUCACAGUCACCGCCACAUCCACCUUUGAAAUAUCCUUGAUUAAUGGCACGGUCGUCGCCAUCGGAACUUCAUCCAAGGACGCCACCGCCAGAACGGCCAGCACCAGGAGCGCCGCGACCACCCGGAGUCAUCAUUCUGACACCUUUACUUUUGGCCAAGCCACGGCGACUUCAUCCCUCCUGACCGAGGGUUCUGCUGCAUCUGGUUAUACCGGAGCUUCUGCAUCUGGCGUGAUUCCGGGCAUUGCGGUGACAGGCGCCGCCGGAUCCCCCACAGCCUCUUCGGGGUCUGCAGCUACCUCUGAUUCCGACUCGGGCUCGGGAGGCGGAGAUGGAGGCGGAAGUGGACCGGGAUUGACGCCCACACAGCAACAAGUGGUCGGAGGCGUGGUCGGAGGCGUGGCGGGUGUCGCGUUGAUGCUGGCAAUUAUACUGGUGGUUCUUCGAUGGUAUCGCCGUCGGCUCAAAGAACGUGGUCAACUUCCUGAACAAAUUGCCGCCAGGGAGCUUGCUAGUGGGAGUGGUCCAGGAGCCUCUCAGGCCAUGUCUCAACGGUCUUCAACUACUCCCUUGGCGGCCGCGGUCGCUUCUAGCCUCAAACGCCUCAGGCCGCAGAGCAAUCAGACUCUAGCCACCAACACCACGGGCUUGACCGAUCCCAGUGUCAAAGAAGCAGAACGAGGCUUUCAACGCAUCGCCGGCCGAAAGAUUGCUCCAGUACUGAGCAAUGGAGGGGACCCGUAUGGCGGAAAUUAUGGGGCAUUUGAGAAGGAAUCUUUGGCCGGCCCUUCAGAUCCAUCAAGCAACCAGGAGAGAGGUCUUUCAGGGGCUUCAUUCUAUCGGGACAGUCAGGGCUUCUAUGGCGGGAAGGGAAAUCAGUCACCGACACUCCCGCCUUCUCCAACCACCGCCACGACCGGGACGAGAACUGGAGACAUGACCACCACUGCAGGGACGACAUCCAGUGCCAGAGACUUCGUUGAGCCAAUUACCCCCAUGGCCCGGAAUAGCAGCCAGAUUUCCUUGACCAUGCCUAGCCGUCCCGAAGGUUACGCCGUGAUGCGACCCAGUCCAGCUCGAACGCCGGUCACAUUAAGUCCUGCUGCAAGUUCGAUUCGAUUGCCUAUCCAACAGCCUCCAACCAUGGAUGAGAACGCCCCUCCACUACCGACGGCUGGUCUUCCAGUCCCAGGAUUGAGGGAUGGGGUCGGAAGAAGCCUCGCAAGUCAGGAUGGCAGCCGUGUGAGUCGGAGUAGCGGCCUCAGUACGGGCAGGUUUAUGGAGAAUAUGUGA